AUGGCAUUUAUUUAUCGUUCUCGUAAUCAGAGUUAAAUUUUGGAUUCAUCACCAGGACCAGGUUACUAUGAGGUGGAUAAAAAGUGGGAAAGAAUUAGUACCUAAGCCCCAUCCCUACCAUUAAUUGAUAUUCCAAGAAAACUUAGUCCUGGUCCUGGUGCAUAUGAUUUUAAAGGUUCAUCUCAAAAUACACAAAUUAAUAGUGCAGUUUUUAAAAAUGAAGAAGAACGAUUCAAAAAUGAAAAAUAAGGUUUGAUUGGGUAUAUCAAUUUUUAUUUAUUAUAGUCCAGGAUAUUAUGACGUUGCCAUAUUAUAAAAAAAUAAACAAUCUUUUUCUCAUCGUCCAAAAAUCAUUGAAUAAUUAAUGUAUGCAGGUACCUAUUAAACUUCUAAUUCAAUACCUUAUGAAAGUAUAAUUACUCAUAAAUUAAGAGAGAUUAUAAGCCAAUGUUGGACCUGGUUAUUAUGAUACAUAACACUCAAAACUCAAUAAAUAUGCAAGUCUAGUAAGUAAUUGGUCUAGAAAAUCUUCUAAACAUGAUGAUGUUGAUACUUCUAUUGGUCCUGGACAUUAUGAUGUUGAUAGAUUUUAUAGAUAUAAAGACAAAAAACUAGCACAAUCUAUUAAAUUCUCUACCUCACAAGAACCUAAAUAUUAUAUUAAAAAAGGACUAGAUAAUAAAAUUUAUUAUAGUUUCUAAAAGUCUUCAACUUCAGACUCUGAUACUUCAUAAUAUGAAUUUAUAGAUGAUUCUACUCCUGGCCCAGGCUAUUAUUAAACUUAAUCAACUAAUAUUUCAAUUGGACCCAGACUCUUAAAUAAAGCUCCAAGAUUUGCACUUUAAAAAUAAAAUAUUCCUGGACCUGGUUAAUAUAAUCCAGAUAUUGUUUCCAUUAAUUAAUAAAUAGAAUUCUCUAAAGCUGAAAGAUUCAAAACAAAUUCUAAUUCUAUUUCUCCUAGUCCCAAUACUUAUUCACCUAAAAUUUCAAUGAAAGACAAAAUUAUUUAAAAAUUACUUCAAAGUCCUAAUUAAGAGAUUGGCAGCAAAUUACCAAGAUUUUCCAAAACAAAACCAAAAAACACUCCAGGGCCUGGAUAUUAUGAUAAUUAACCAAAAAAAAUAGAAAAAAAAGAUGUCUCANGCCAUAGAAACUGGAGAAUCCAAAACAUAUCUUAUUAAACCAGGCUCUAAAUUUAGUCUAUGCUUGUUGGCUUGAAUAAUAUAUAUAUUUAUAUAUAUAAUAUAAAUGGCAUUUAUUUAUCGUUCUCGUAAUCAGAGUUAAAUUUUGGAUUCAUCACCAGGACCAGGUUACUAUGAGGUGGAUAAAAAGUGGGAAAGAAUUAGUACCUAAGCCCCAUCCCUACCAUUAAUUGAUAUUCCAAGAAAACUUAGUCCUGGUCCUGGUGCAUAUGAUUUUAAAGGUUCAUCUCAAAAUACACAAAUUAAUAGUGCAGUUUUUAAAAAUGAAGAAGAACGAUUCAAAAAUGAAAAAUAAGGUUUGAUUGGGUAUAUCAAUUUUUAUUUAUUAUAGUCCAGGAUAUUAUGACGUUGCCAUAUUAUAAAAAAAUAAACAAUCUUUUUCUCAUCGUCCAAAAAUCAUUGAAUAAUUAAUGUAUGCAGGUACCUAUUAAACUUCUAAUUCAAUACCUUAUGAAAGUAUAAUUACUCAUAAAUUAAGAGAGAUUAUAAGCCAAUGUUGGACCUGGUUAUUAUGAUACAUAACACUCAAAACUCAAUAAAUAUGCAAGUCUAGUAAGUAAUUGGUCUAGAAAAUCUUCUAAACAUGAUGAUGUUGAUACUUCUAUUGGUCCUGGACAUUAUGAUGUUGAUAGAUUUUAUAGAUAUAAAGACAAAAAACUAGCACAAUCUAUUAAAUUCUCUACCUCACAAGAACCUAAAUAUUAUAUUAAAAAAGGACUAGAUAAUAAAAUUUAUUAUAGUUUCUAAAAGUCUUCAACUUCAGACUCUGAUACUUCAUAAUAUGAAUUUAUAGAUGAUUCUACUCCUGGCCCAGGCUAUUAUUAAACUUAAUCAACUAAUAUUUCAAUUGGACCCAGACUCUUAAAUAAAGCUCCAAGAUUUGCACUUUAAAAAUAAAAUAUUCCUGGACCUGGUUAAUAUAAUCCAGAUAUUGUUUCCAUUAAUUAAUAAAUAGAAUUCUCUAAAGCUGAAAGAUUCAAAACAAAUUCUAAUUCUAUUUCUCCUAGUCCCAAUACUUAUUCACCUAAAAUUUCAAUGAAAGACAAAAUUAUUUAAAAAUUACUUCAAAGUCCUAAUUAAGAGAUUGGCAGCAAAUUACCAAGAUUUUCCAAAACAAAACCAAAAAACACUCCAGGGCCUGGAUAUUAUGAUAAUUAACCAAAAAAAAUAGAAAAAAAAGAUGUCUCAUCUAGUCCAUUCAAAAGCAAAGUUAAAAGAACAUCAAUGUCAAUUAAAGAAGAUAUUCCACCUCCAGGUUUUUAUGAUACAUCAUUAGGAUCUAUUUAAGAAAAAUAAAAAAGUUAAAUUGAAUACAAUGUCGAAUAAUUAAUUGAUAAACCUCCAUUUGGCAUAGGUGAAGAAAGAUGGAAAUAAGCAAUAAUAGAAGAAUCUGAAGAUGAAAGAAUAGAAAGAAUAGAAAGAACUUCUAAUUAUAAAAAACCUAUCUCCAAAGAUCCUCCUGCUUUUGGUUAAGGAUAAUAAAGAUUUCAGCAUUCUAUUAGUGAAACUCCAGAUAAAUUAUCAUACAAUAUAUAACCUUAAUGGAUUAAAAAGAGCUUCAAUUUUUUAUAAAUUUAAAAAUGAC
This is a messenger RNA of Paramecium sonneborni, 2787 nucleotides long. The record is from the annotation of a GenBank genome assembly. Lineage: Eukaryota; Ciliophora; Oligohymenophorea; Peniculida; Parameciidae.